Molecule: messenger RNA, 1824 nt
Organism: Chironomus riparius
Lineage: Eukaryota; Metazoa; Arthropoda; Insecta; Diptera; Chironomidae
Source: the annotation of a GenBank genome assembly
AUGUUUGAAUAUAUUGAAAUAAUUUUAAAAGUCAUUCAUCUCCAAGAUCAGCCAAUUAAGCAUUUUGUAUUCAUUCCUAACUUAUCUUUUGGUCAGUUAAAAUCAUCACGGAUUUACAAUUAUUAUAAAAAAUUACCACUAAGAGCUACUAAUGUUUUUAUCCAUGCAUAUUUUAUAACAAAUGAGGCAGAUACAGUGACUUUGUCAACAGUUGAGUGGUUCAGUCCACAUGGAUGUAAUCGUCCAAAUCUUCACAAAUUGAACGUGUUUGAUAAAAAAUCACAAAAAUGGAGUUCAAAGCUAAAAGAUUAUGAAAAAUUUUUGAACUACCACAAUUGCGAAUUAGUAAUGAUGUUGCCAGUUCCUCUUGAUGAUGGAUUAAUUUACCACAUUUCAGGAUUUGCGAUUAUAAAUGAUGAUAAUACGAAUUUUAAGAUUUUUGGUAUUUCACCAGUAAUAUUUGAAAUGGCUGCAAAACUUCACAAUUACAGACCUUCUUAUCAACCUGCUUAUAUAGGUCCUUAUUGGAUGCAAAUAAUAGAUGAAGAAGCAAUUGAUUUAGAGGAAAUUAAUGGAAAAAUCAAAGAAAUUAAUGUUUAUUUUGAAAUUUCUGCUAUGACAGGAAUGGAUCGCUGUUUACAAGUGUCAAAAGUUGUAACAAAUUUAAAAACUAAUAUUUUUGUAACUCCUGGUGAUAAGUAUACACCGUACGAAAAAUUUACUUUACCUUUUGAUGUGAAUACAUGGAUUUUGCUGUUUAUGACAUUUGCGACUACAUUUUUGACUAUAUUAAUUAUUAAUCGGCUAUCAAAAUCCACGCAGAACAUUGUUUACGGUGAUAAAGUUGAAACACCAAUUUGGAAUGUAAUUCGAAUAUUUUUUGGCAUUUCUCAAACUAAAUUGCCAAAUAAAAAAUUUUCGCGGUUUAUUUUAAUGAUUUUUAUUUAUUUCUGCUUGAUUUUUCGAACAUGUUUUCAAAGUAAAUUUUUUGAGUUCAUGACAAGUGAACCAAGACAUCCACCACCAAAAACUAUCGAAAAUCUAAUUGAUAGAAAUUACACCAUUUACUCAACACAAUCUACAAAACAUUUAUUCGAAAUCGAAGACGAAUCUUUAAAAUUGUUGAAUGUUAAGUCAGCAGAUCCAUUUGGUUUUCUGGAUGCAUACAUAACACAAUCACAAAAUUCUUCAGCGAAAAUGGCACUUACAGUUGACGAUGCAUUUGUGAAUUACAUUAAUUCAAAGCUCAUAAAACGAAAUCAUGAAUGGAACAAACUUGAAACAGUUCUGGUUACUAGUCAAGACGUUUUCUAUUUUUAUGGGGCUGCUUACACUACAAGAAUGUUAUUGAAAAUUAUCGAUAAUUUGAUUCCAACUGGAGUCAUGAAAUUUUUAAUCGAGGAAUAUUAUACACGAAAAUGGAAGUUUGCAAAAGAUGAAAAGGGUCCAAAAAUUUUAACAGUUGAUGAUCUUGCAUUUGGUUUUAAUAUAUGGCUCGGAUCAUGCUGCAUAUCUAUUGUAGGAUUCAUUAUUGAAUUCAUCAUAAAAUUUAUAAGGAAACCAGUAAAAGUUAAAUACGCAAAAGUAUAUCCUGUUAAUGAGGAAUCUUAUUCUGAUCGUUAUGACAGGUUAGAUCUAGAAUUAGUUCGUAAAUUUAAAGCUAAAGCUUGGAUUACAAAUAAUUUAGUCAACGAAAAUUUAAGUGAAGAAAUUGAAUAUAAAACUUUACCACAAACAAAUGAAGAUAUUGAUAUUAAAACUAAUAUGUUGUUUGGAGUAAAGAUAGAGACACAAGUAGAAAUGGCAACUGACUUGUCAUCUUAA